UGAAGCCUUUUCGGAACGAGUUGCGGAAUCGGUCUCCUCAAAACAUCAUCAUCAUCAUCUCUGCCUCCAUUAAUCCUCCACGAAGCAUUAUAGUUUCGAGGAUCGCUUUCACAUCAAUGGACUCGUCCCCAAAAAGUCCAACCCAACAUUCUCUUUAAAUUCUCAUAACCCGAAUCACAAUCGAAACCUGAACCAGAACCCAUUCUUCUUCAAUGGCGGAACCACCGGACCCGGCUUCCGAGGCACUAGCUGAAACCAGACCCCAAAUGGGCUCCGAUUCUGACCCAUUUGGGCUCGGACCCACCGGAAGUGGCGCUUCGACUCCGGCGCCCGGGAUUCGGCGGGUGAAUUUCAGGGCUGUAAUUGACACUAAUCCGCCAUUCGGGUCAGUCAAAGAGGCCGUGACCCGGUUCGGUGGAAGCGGUCCAUGGAUACCCUUUUGCAAGCAGGGGAUAGAGGAGUUUGAUAUUAAGAGAAUGGAAGAACAGACAGCUGAGUUGGAGAAGGAUCUGAUAGUUAAAGAAUUGGAAACACUUGAUGUAUUGGAAGAACUUGGUGCAACAAAGAGAAUGGUGGAGGAUUUAAAAAGGCAGCUGCGAACCGAAGCAUUGAAAUGCUUUCCAGCCCCAAAUUUCCAUUCAGGGGAACAGAUUUCAAGUCCUAAUGUCAAAGAAAUUGAGGAAAGUUUUGGUGAUCUCAUUAACAAUCACGAGCAUGUGUUUGGAGAUUCAUGCCCUUCACCUGAUAUGAUCUUAAUGGAGUUGAAACAAGCAAAAAUGAACCUUGGGAAGACUAUAAAUGAUCUGGGUGUCAUUCAAACUUCUGUUGAAUCUCUUAAUAGGAAAAUGAAGAGGGAGAAGAGCUUGCUGGCUAAGAGACGAGAUGAGGUCGGGCUAAAGCCGAAGUUUUCGGGUCGAUCAACAUUGGACGAGGAGGAGCUCAACCCAAUUCAAGUCAAGUCCCAAGUGACUAACGAUGUUGAAUUCAAAGAUGUGUCUGAGAAUUCAUUGAGGGAACCUCCUGAGUUGAGUCCAAAGGGUGGAGAACUCAAGAACACAAAUGAGCACAAAAGGGCUAGUUUGAGGGCUGCAGAGUUGAGGUUGGUUGCAGCCAGAAAGAUGGAGGAAGCUGCAAGAGCAGCAGAGGCAGUGGCUCUAGCUGAAGUUGAAGCUCUAAGUAGCAUUGAUGGUUCAGCUGGGUUUUCCUUGCAAGACCCAGAGACAGUGGCAUUUAACUUCAAACAGCAAUCUUUCUUGAAACCGGGAGAGUAUCGAUUCGACGAGGCGAAUUCUUCAAAAUCGUCCAUCGAAAAGAAGUUGAAGGAAGCAAAAGAAGAGCUUAAUCUAGGUAAGAAAGCUUUGGAGGAAGCUCUAAACAGAGUUGAACUUGCAAAUAGCAAGCAAGUAGUAGCUGAAGAGAGUCUAAGAAGAUGGGUACCAGAACAUCAUAAGGGGCCUGCCAUUUACUACCCGAGUGGCCUCAACAAUUUCCACCCUCAAGGCUCUCCACUGCACAGCAUGAGUAGGGCAGAUGGUGUAGGAAAUAAGGACUCAAAACCUGUUCUAAGAUCGACCAUUUCCAUGCGAGAUGUGCUAAGCAGGAAGCAAGGUUUAUCUGGAGACAAAAGGGAUAGGCAGUCUGAGAAGCAGAAGGUUGGGUUGAGUCAAAUGCUCCAUCUGCAUGCACUAAGAGAGGAUCUAAGAUUUGGCUCAAGAACAGAGAAUGAAAGAGAUGAGCAAAAGAAUGUGCCAACGGAAAGAAAGAGGUUUGGGUUCAUCCACAUAGCUCUCCCCAUGAAGAAACAGAGCAAGAAAAAGGCACAAUCAUGAACAAUCUAACAUAUUUAUUCAUUCAUUAGUGGGUAUCGGUUCUGAGUGAUGUGUUGUUGUAAUAACACAUUUGUGAUAUUCAAUAAGUUCCAGCGAUCUUCAUCACUGGUUGUUUAAUGUCUAGGUUUGAGGCUUUGUAGAGUGAUUGGUUGAUGCUUAAAUUUCUUGGUCGGUGAGUAUAAUGUGUGCUAGACGAUUGAUGUUG
Cucurbita moschata (crookneck pumpkin) is the source of this 2034-nucleotide messenger RNA. Its product is annotated as WEB family protein At2g40480-like. The transcript has 2 exons. The record is from RefSeq and is a predicted model, not a curated record. Lineage: Eukaryota; Viridiplantae; Streptophyta; Magnoliopsida; Cucurbitales; Cucurbitaceae. The coding region runs from base 213 to 1829 and encodes 538 amino acids.